ACUCUGCCCUCAUAUUUAUAAAAAAAAAAAUUUUCCGGCUUCAGUAAACAAUUUUGCAGAGCGAUAUGGAAACAAUAUUAAAUACGCAGUUCGAGCAGCUGCAAAAGGCUAUUGAAGGAAUAAUGGAGGCAAAGAGCAAGGGACAAUCAACGGAUGAGGCUCGCACUGCGGCCACCUUAAUGUUUGUAGCUCUAAAGCACGCCAACCGCGAGGUAAAGCACAAGAUCAAGGCGGGUCGUGAUAAACUACAUCUGGAAAAGUCCAAGGUUGACCUGAGCCGGCUUCAGCUGCAGAAUUUGCUGUACGAAGUAAGCCAUUUGAAGAAAGAAAUAGUGCGUUGCCAGAAGUUCAAGAGUAGGGACACCAAUCUGGAACUCCUGUCGGAGGCCGAAUACGCGAGCAAAUUGCCCAGCUUGGCAAAUGAUAAAAAGCAGUUGUCUGGCCACAAGCAGCACCUUCAUCGUCUGGACUGCGAACUGCGUUUGCGUAAGGAUCUCGACAAGCAGUACAGCGCUUUGCUGACCUCCAAGCAAGAACUGCUCCAAGACAAUAUAAGCCACGCCCAGAGGUACAUAUCAUUCGCCCCUGCCCUUCGCACCUUGCAGGGCGCCACGAAACCGUUGCACGAUGCCCUUCAGCUGUCCCUUGACGUGGAGUGGAAGCUAAGCGCUGUGGUUAAAUACCUGCCAAAGCCCCUUUACAUUUUUUUCAUUAUCCUGCAAUCCCUGCAACGGGCAAGCGAGGAUCAAUCUUUUACUGCCGAGGUAGUAGGUUACGAAAGCGAGGCCCAAAUGCAAGAGUUGCUAAAGGAGAAGAAGUAUGCCACUUUGCAGCACGUGCUAAAUGAUAAGGAACCUGCAUCACCAGAAAAUUCCGCUGAUAAUAGCUUAGAAGAUGCACUUGCUCCACAUCCUUUACACAUUAUGUUGACUAUUGGAGCCGCCGGUUCGAAUCAGCUCAUUUUGCAGAUUCGUUACUUCGAGUUGAUUAAAUGUGCUACUAUGUGGGGGCACUUAAACUUUGCCAGCAAUUCCAAUAGCCAGGGUGAUUCAAACUUUGUCCACCACCUUUUGCGGCAUUUGUACGCCAAUGAUUUGGGCAAUGAAAUACCUAUUCCUGGAAUUCAAUACGAGCUCCGAAACUCAGGUUUAACAGCUGAAGAAUGCGUACGCUACCUAAAGGCCAAAGACUUUGGAAAACCUUUCUGUUGGCUGCAGAGCAUGUGUUCGAUUCCAACCGUAAAUAGAUCACUGCUAUACAAUCACGAACUUAAUUUGAACAAGAAUACACGGGAGAUUAUUGAUCGCAUUGCCAGGCGCUGGAACUCUUGGAUGCGUUUAAGCCAGCAGAUUCGUGGUCUGACAUACAAGGAUAUUGAAUUGUGUACCCUCAAGGAAAACAUAUACCCCGCUGGGCUGUCCUGCAGCCUUGUCCAAUGGACUGCCAUCACACUUGAAGAAUUUCAUUCACAAAUGUCAGACGUAUUGAACAUUUCGUCAGAUGACAAAGGUAUUACAUACAACUCUUACCGCGCUGUUAUCGUCAGGGGAUCCGCCAAAAUGGAGUGCUUUAUCAGAAUACCGAGUAAUUAUCCAUUGGAAAUGCCUCUUUGGAUUCUCAAUGUACACUGGAAUGGUUGUCAUACUUCUCAAAACAAUGCUGCCAUUAAGAUGAUGGAGUUCUGGACCAACUCGCUGCAACCCAAGCAGUUGGAGGCUAACGAGCGCAUUUUGUACGCCCAGUUAUUUCGCACUAUCUACAGCUUUGAUAUAUUCCUCGAAACAGAGGGCUCCAUGCAAAACACCGUCGAGUACAACAAGGAAAAGCCUUACAUAAGUGCCUUUGCCAAACGAAGCCGUUCUCGCCCGUACAAGUAUUUCAAAAAAGGAUCGGUGUACGCCUUUAAGCAGUGACGAUUUGAAAUCGAAUUUUGUACAAAGCUUCAAUGCAGUUACUAAACAUUUUCACAGUUCCAGUUUAUUACGUUUAGUAAUUUACUAAAUAAAUAACAUUUAAAACUA
Drosophila eugracilis is the source of this 2021-nucleotide messenger RNA. RefSeq names its product THO complex subunit 5 (gene thoc5). The coding region runs from base 66 to 1913 and encodes 615 amino acids. Gene Ontology annotation, cellular component: THO complex part of transcription export complex. Gene Ontology annotation, biological process: mRNA export from nucleus; positive regulation of DNA-templated transcription, elongation. The record is from RefSeq and is a predicted model, not a curated record. Lineage: Eukaryota; Metazoa; Arthropoda; Insecta; Diptera; Drosophilidae. The transcript has 6 exons. Gene Ontology annotation, molecular function: mRNA binding.